AUGGAAUCACUAAAACAAUGGAACGACUUAAGAGGCCAAUACCAGCAAAAACUUGGAAGGCCUCAAACAGCCCCGCGACAAGUAAAGUAAAUUAAGAGUCUCAAAGUCUUCUAGAGCUGAUGCCUCCUCACAUUCGGAUUACGCUAGCCUGUAGUCUCCUUAGGAGCAGGGCUUGAAUUGUAAUCCACAGUAGUUUGGCUAGGAAGAAUCCCUGUCAGAACUUCAUCGGAUGCAAUGGAGGUAAAGGCUAGCCUAAUGCCUCCUGUAGGCCACCUUUGAGAGGAGUGAGGCCCCUGAAAAGAUAAACACUCUCCAGAGCAGGUAGGGAAAAAAGUGGUCCAAAAGCCACCCUGAUAAUAAUAUUUGGGUUUUGAGUCACCGCCAGCUAACACCAAAGGUUUGCCACUACUAGGUGGGCAAGAUUAAGAUUUUACACAGCCAUAAGCGGGUUCCUACUAGCCGGACUACCUUAACUCCAGGAAAAAUGGCCUACGUUGGGUGCAUACACCUGAGUGCAAUUGGUGUAAUACCCAACCAAAACUUCGCCCUCUUGAAUUUUCUGGAGAGAUGCACCUAACCUAAGGAUUAUCCCUAGGUCAGAGUCACCUUCUGUAAGGUGCUUGGAUAAUCCCAAUAGAUGAAGACUAUGUGAGAGGCAAAAUCUGCCUAGCUCACCUGGCAGGGACAGAAAACCUUCGAGGAAGAAGCAAAACUUCCAUCUUCUGCAAGACAUCCCCAAGCCUAGGGAGGCAAAGGGUUAGAAUUAAAGGGCUGAACAUUGGUUUAAGUUAUAAAGUGACUUUAGUGAUUAGGGUGGUACGUCAUCAUAAAGUUCCACCACGAUAUUAACUACAGAACAAGUAAGGUUUGAUUUCUCAGAAAAAUAUAGCUUAAGAGAGUUUCGGAAUCUUAUCCCAUAUUUAUUAACGAGCUCUUUUUUUAUUCAUUUUUUGUUGAGUAUAUGUAGUUUUUAUAAAAUAUUUUAUAUGAAGUUUUGCUAUUAAUUUAUUUCAAUUUUAUUCUUAUGAAAGAUAGAAAAGAAUGAGGUAAACAAAAUAAUAUAUAUAUUAUAGCGGAAAAAUUAUUCCAUGUGUGGAUCCAAACACAUAUGUGGAUACCUGAUCAAAAUGGCUCCACACAUGAAUUUUGGCUCCACACAUGUAAUGAUUUCUGUACUUGCCGAGUCCAAUUCUAAUUAAUGCAAAGCACUAUAUCUGUAAGUUCUCUAUGAUAUUAUAACCCAUUAUAAUUGUAAUAAAAAAAUCAAAUUUUAAUAGUUAAGUGUUAAAAUAAAUUAUAAUAAAUUUUGUUCAAAGACAAAAUAGUUUAGUUUGUUAUUAAUGGAGGCUAAGUUAGAGAAACAAAAGCUUUGGAACUUUUAAAUUUCACAAGUUCGAAUCUUGCGUAUUCUGAAGGCCAGCGAACUCCAGAACUGUCAGUAUUUGAAAAUCCUAGUUUUUCUAAUAAGUUGGAGUAUGCGGAAGAAUAUAUCUGCUUAAUCAAGCCAAAUUUAGACAUUUUUUAUAUUUCAAACCAAAUUGAGAAGGAGCAUUCAGGAAAUGAGUCUUAUGACGAAUGAAAAUUGCAGCAUAUUAGGGAGGACCAAGAAGAAGAAAAAUAUAAUGACUAUCAGCAGUUUCUUAAAAAGCUGAAUUCUCCACAAGUGACUCAGAUUAUUGAAAAUUUUGAUGAAAUCGCUUCAAAAAGAUCCUCAAAGGGUAUUAAAAUUGAAGAUCCUUACGAAGCUGAGCAAAAAUCAGUCUCUUCACAGAAAGAAAAAAGUAUUGAAAAUAAAGAAAAUUCUCACGAGUAUAUAGAUGAAGAAAUAAAAGAUGCUGUUUCUAAUAUUGAAAAAAAUGAAAAAGAAUUAUCAGACAGCUCAUUUGAUUUCAAUAUUUCAGAUAGCUAUCCUUUGGAUAGUUUGAAGGUCUCAGAAAGCUUGAGGGAUGGACAAAGUAAAGCUAUAUAUCUAGAUGUUUUUGAGUGCCUAACAAGGCCUGAAAUAGACAUUGAUUAUUAUUCAAAGAGAAAAAGAUCAAAACGGUCUCAUAGGUCUCAUAGGUCUGAUAAAUUAGCUGUGAGCGAUACUAAUUUAGAAGAAACCAAAAUCGAAGUUUUUGAAGUUUUAAUAAAGCCAAAAAUAAAGAAAAAAGGAAUAACGAUCAUAGGGAAGAAGAAGGUAGCAUAGCUUAGUUAUAAAUAUGGACUGCUAAGCCUUGACUCUUACUGGUAAGCGGAGAGCUGAAAAAUCAUCUCAAGAUGGUAAAUCAGCCUCAAUUUGGCCAAUAUGUGAUAUCUUGUAUAUUUUCCAACAGCUACUUUUACUUUCCUCUUUUUCUCUUGAUUUAUAUACAAAGAAAUGGAAAUUUCACUAUAACUUGAGCAGCUGUAUGGAUUGUUCAAGACUUCAGCUCCUAACUCCAAGUGGAAAGCUUGCAAAGUCAACUCCAGUUGACAAAUCAAAUUGAUGAUUUGACUAAGCUAAAUUGCUUAAUAAAGCCCGAAUCUUAUAUAGAUUAUUAUUCAUUGAAGGAAAGAUCAAAUUCCCCUUCUACUGAUAAUAAGUCCAUUCAUAUUGAUAGUAAAAGUGGAGAUUUAUCACCUUUCUCUAGCAAGUCCAAUGAAGAAGACAAAUUAAAUUUCAAAUCUGAUGAAUUUCAGCGUUUUUCAAAACCUAGAGCAGAUUUAAGUUACCACUCAAUAGGAAAAAAAACUGAAAAUUCCAUUUCUGAGCAUAAGUCUAUUUAUGAAGAAAAUAAAAGUGGAGAUAUUUCGCCUUUCUCUUAUAAGUCUAAUGAAAAUUAGAUUAAUUCUAGCGGGCCAAUGAGGUUUAUUUCAGCCUCUACCCUUACGAGUUAUUUUUUACACUAGGUGGCGCUCGAUGCUAACUCAAAAUAACCCCUUUCGGGGAGACUUACUAGCUCAGGUCUUGAUUAUUGACCAGCGAUUCAGGGCUGCCUACUGUCAGCGGGCUCGCUGUAUUGCUGAAUCGCCCAAAAUCUCCUUCUUGGCCUGCCUUAGUCCUAUUGCAGACUCAAGAUUGCUUCCAAAGAAGCACAGAAGGAUGACGGCUCGGUCUGUCGUCUGUGGGUUGAUGAAAAAAAGAUUUAUCACAAAAAGACUAUUUCGGAGAAAUUAUCACCAAUGGGAUCCUCCUUCCUCGAGCCUGAAUCAACUCACAGGACACUAUUACCUUACUUCGCUCUCCAUUUUAAUAAUUCUGUCUAAUGAAGAAAAAGAAGAAGAAAAUAUUAAAUUGAGCGAGUUUCAGCUUUUUGAAAAGCCUGAAGUAGACUUGAUCUAUCAAUCAAUCGGGGGAAAAUCUGAUAUGCCAUUCUCUGAAAAUAAGUUUAUUUAUGAAGAAAAAUCAUUUUUAUCAAGCAAAGCAAAUAAAGAAAAUAAAAUUGAAGAUGAAAUAAUAUUUUAUGGAAUAAAGGAUAAAAGCUUGCAACCUCAAGAAAUGCCAUUGAAUAUAGCAAAUGAAACUAGUGACAAAUUUAUAUCUGAAAUGGACAAUUUAAUAAGCAAUGCUGAAAAAGAGCUUGAUUUUGACAUUAAGCCAGAUGAGCUUACUUUCACUGAACCAAUAAAAAUCCAAAAUAGAGAUUAUAUAGAUGAGCAAAAAGCCUAUGAAACCUCAUUACGUACUAGAAAUUUAUUAAGACAAGAAAAUAGAACUACUCAAAAACCAUACGAAGCUCUAGACACUUGGAGAAGAGAAACUAGAAGGCCGAUGCCAAAAGAAAGAGAGAUAAACAAGUUUAUAGAAAGAUGAGAGUUUAUUCAUACUUAUCAAAUUUUUCAAGCAUUUAUUUUUAUUUGCAAAACCCAUAGAAAAUGAAUUAACGGCGUUAAAGCAGAAUUCCAGCGAAGAAAAUUGAUUAACUUCUUGCAGAAUUGGAAAUUGUAUAAGAAAUACAAAAUAGCAAAGAGAGAAUUAGCUGUUAAAAAAGCCAAAAGAAUUGCAGAUAAAUGGUAUAAUUUAACGAUAAACAAGAAAAGGAUGAAAAUUUAUUCAUAUCUUUAUUGGUAUAAAAGCAUGAUCAGCAAAGGACUAUUAGGAUGAAAACUAGUCACCCAGAAUAUGGUUUUUAAUAAAAACAGAAUAAAUGAAUGCAGGAGGCGACACAGGCAAAGGCUUUUUUAUAAUACAUUUUAUGCUUGGAAGCAUAUGAAAGCAUUAGUGCAAGCUAAUAAUAUUCCUAUAAGAAUUAGCACAACCACCUCUGUUUCAAAAACCCAUGGAAAACUUCGAGAAUUCCACAGUAUUGAUAUUAAAAUUAUGAACCGUUAA
Messenger RNA from Blepharisma stoltei, 4294 nucleotides. Lineage: Eukaryota; Ciliophora; Heterotrichea; Heterotrichida; Blepharismidae. The record is from the annotation of a GenBank genome assembly.